Molecule: messenger RNA, 1768 nt
Organism: Cottoperca gobio
Lineage: Eukaryota; Metazoa; Chordata; Actinopteri; Perciformes; Bovichtidae
Product: C-X-C chemokine receptor type 1-like
Exons: 2
Coding region: 288-1355 (355 amino acids)
Biological process (GO): neutrophil chemotaxis; immune response; G protein-coupled receptor signaling pathway
Cellular component (GO): membrane; external side of plasma membrane
Molecular function (GO): C-C chemokine binding; C-X-C chemokine receptor activity; C-C chemokine receptor activity
Source: RefSeq, a predicted model, not a curated record
UGAUUUAGUGUCGCACCAGAGAGUCAGAGUGCGAGAAAACGACAAACACAUUUCUGUGGUAAAGGAUGUGAAAAUAGGUAUUCGAUGUUGUGAGGCCCAGCUUCUGUCUGGACAGGCAGAGCAGAACAUUUUCCAGAUUCUUAAUACUUGUACUACCUCGUCAGCCCCGUGCUCCUGCAGCUCCUUGUAGAACUUCAGGGAGAUGCUGACCAUCACUUUGGUCUUCUCCCCAUUGGGGUUGGAGAUGUGGUACAAGACGCCAUCGAAAUCUGCAGCAGAGAUGAACAAUGGAGCCUGCAGACAUGUCAUACGUCUAUGACUACAAUUAUAUUGUGAAUAAUACCAUCCGCGACAAUCACACACCCUACGUUGUGGAUCCAAAUACCUUAUCAUGUGAGUUAAAACCUCUGGCUACUAUACCAGCGUUGACCCUUUGUGUCAUCCUCAUAACCAUCUUUUUACUGGCAAUACCCGGGAACCUGUUGGUGGGAUGGGUGAUCAGCAGCAGCAGAAAGGCGCUGACUCCAUCGGAUGUGUACUUGUUCCACCUGACAAUAGCAGAUGGUCUGAUGGCCCUGACCCUCCCGUUCUUGGCUGUUGAUUUGAUUAAAGGAUGGAUCUUCGGAGACUUCUUGUGCAAGUUCCUUAACCUCGCCAUCGAAGCAAACUUCUACACCAGCAUCCUCUUCCUGGCCUGUAUUAGCAUCGAUCGUUAUCUUGUGAUUGUGCGCGCCAGCGAGAACCUCAGCACUCAACCGAGGAUGUUCAGCAAGCUCAUGUGCGCCGCAGUGUGGGCCCUCGGUUGGGCCCUCGCUCUGCCUGCGCUUUUCAAUGAAACCUCCAGUGACCCUGACUCAAUGAGGAUGAUCUGCCAGGAAACCUAUGACAUGGGCAGCGCCGCCACAUGGAGGAAUGCCACUCGCGGCUUCCGCCAUAUUUUUGGUUUCUUGCUCCCUCUGUAUGUGAUGAUAAUCUGCUACGGCGUCACCAUCGCGAGGCUGCUGCACACUCGAAGUUUCAAAAAGCACCGGGCCAUGAAGGUGAUCAUAGCCGUGUUGGUCACGUUUCUGCUGUGCUGGACUCCGUACCACAUAACCAUGAUUGUGGACACACUCCUGAGGACUGAUCUGAUACUGUUUGACUGUGCUUUGAGGAGUUCAGUGACCCGGGCUCUAUUAAUAACGAAGGUCCUGGCUCUGUUCCACAGCUGCAUCAACCCUGUCCUCUACGCCUUCGUGGGAGAGAAGUUCAGGAAUAAAAUGAUGCUACUUCUUCAUAGGAAAGGCAGACCGGAGAGGAUGUCAAAGUCCUGUUCGACAUCUCAGACUUCAGAAGGCAACUCACUUCGUUUUUGACUUGUGCUGCACUGCUGCCAUCUACUGAAUUUACUGCUGUCUACAUCCACUGAUUUGCGGCCUCUGAUUUGAUCAAGUUUAUGUUCAUUUCCUUAUUAAUUUCCAUUUCCCUUGCUCACAGGUGGACCAGAAUUCAGGAAAUGCUUUUUAGUGUUUUUAACCAAAGAAUAUUGGAAUAUUAUAUGUAUUUUAAAUAUACAGUAGGCGUCCCCUGAGGAAUUCAAGCCUUCACUCUGACACUGCUUAUCAUACAGCCGAUGUUUCUGUGUUUUUUUUUAUAAAUGCUAUAAAGUGUGUAUAAACUGUAAAUACUGCUGUCUAUUUCAAUAAAAGUCCAGAAAUGUUUCAAAUGCUAUCUAUUCACAUUUCAGGUUCUGACAAGUUCAUCAUUACAAAUAAAAGGCUUUGCAAUA